AUGCCUCAGAAGAAGGCCGUCAUCGAGAGUUUCCUCCAGGCUAUCAAAGCUCAUGCGGAAGCUGCCAAGGAAAAUCAGGAAAGCUUCAGCAAGCUUGCCGAGGACGUAGAAGGCUUCCCGCGCAAAGUAGAGAGCGCUCUCAGUGCAGCAGACUCAGUCCCCACAGUUUCGUCUGGGUUUUCUGGAAAGGUUUGGGAGUGGAUAAGGAAAGUCAAAGAGUGGGCUGUAAAACUCUGGACUACAAUCUGGCAGAUGAUUGAAGGGCUCUUCACGAAGCUAGUCAGUAUUCUCACUACAGCUCUCGCACGCCUGCGAAGGAUCAGUUUCCGCUUCUCGCCCUGGGGGCCGUCUAUUCAUUUCGAUUUCGUCCCCGGCGGCGCGCCCAGGGGUCACCAGAAGAAAGACAAUUAUACCGCCCUUCAUGACAAGCUCGCGGGCUUCGAGAGUGUAUGGCAGCUGAUACACGUCAAGUGUUCCACGCUGACAGCGAAUCUCGAGUUCGCACAGACAUUUCCAGAAAUGUCAGAGCCUCAAUCUGUCGAUAUUCUCCUGGAGGAGGCGGCGACAGCGGUGUUAGACGACCCACUCAUUGAGUGUCUUCAUGCCUACUACAGGGGCGAAGUCUUGGCAUAA
Dichomitus squalens LYAD-421 SS1 is the source of this 633-nucleotide messenger RNA. RefSeq lists its product as uncharacterized. Bases 1 to 633 code for a protein of 210 amino acids. The transcript has 6 exons. The record is from RefSeq and is a predicted model, not a curated record. Lineage: Eukaryota; Fungi; Basidiomycota; Agaricomycetes; Polyporales; Polyporaceae.